Molecule: messenger RNA, 1284 nt
Organism: Hydra vulgaris (swiftwater hydra)
Lineage: Eukaryota; Metazoa; Cnidaria; Hydrozoa; Anthoathecata; Hydridae
Source: RefSeq, a predicted model, not a curated record
UCUUAUAGUCAUUAUAGCCAUACAUUAUAUUUAUACAUUACAUAUAAAGAUAAUGAGUGUUGGAAGGCUAUCGUGUAAAAGCAUUUUGGAUUUUGCUGAAACUUUUCUCAAUGUGCAAAAAUCAGGGUCACUAGACAAAGAUUGGUUUUUAAUUAACCAAAUGUUUGAUGUAAACAUAUCGUAUGGGGAAAUGCAUAUACCAAAACCAUUUUAUUCAAAAAUCCAAAAAUGGUUUGGUAAAAUUGAUGACAAAAAUGCAGAGGAAGCAGUGUUACGUGUGGAAAAACAAACUAUAGUUCGUGUUGUGAACAAAUGGACUUAUCAGCAAACUUUAUUUAACCCACUUCGAUCAUGUCGCCCAAUGAACAAUAACUUUGAAAAUAGGUCUUAUACAGAUAUUUCUGAUGAAUUGCAAGCUAUACCUGAUAAAUGUGAUUUUUGCUCACCGCUAAGUUAUACAGCUAUAGAUCUUUGGGGAAGGAUAGAGCGAGAGACAUGUUUAACAGCAUCGAAUUGUGCAAAGUAUGAUGGCCAACACAGUCUAGUUAUUUUUAAAGACCAUUCUCCUCUGAAAUAUAACAAAGAAAAAUUAUAUGAUAUUAUGAGUAUAUGUGAAGAGUGGUUUCAGUGUGCACAUAAUCAAAAUCCGUCAGCAAUCUUUCCGAUGUUCAAUUGGAAUUGCAAAGGGCAGGCAGGUGCAUCACAGAGUCAUGGCCAUGCGCACUUAUUAUUGGCUGAGAAGUAUCAUUUUGGGAAAUGGGAAUUUCUGAAAAAUUGUAAUGAACGUUAUCAAGAUGAAUAUCCUGGCAGGAACUAUUUUUUGGAUUUGAUUCAAAAUAGUAAAGUGUUAGGUUUAACUAAAACCAUAGGAACAGCUCACAUUCUGACAAAUUUAACUCCGACUUUCGGUUAUGAUCUUCUCAUUAUCAGUUGGAACUUUGAUAACGAUUUUCGAGAUGCAAUAGAUAGUGGUUUGAAAACAUUGACUAAAAGGUUCAAGUCAGUUACAUUUAAUGUGGGAAUUCAUUUUCCUCCACUAGAAAAUGGAAAGCUACGCAAGAGAAUGGAUUUAUCAACAAUGCAAGAUAUGCUUACAAAAAAGAAGCCUAAUAUGCCAUACAUAUGCUACAUGGUUGAUCGAGGUGACCCUAGUAAUAAUCGCUAUACAUCGGAUGUUUGUGGCAUGGUGCUGAGUGGAAGCAGUAUUGUUUCACGUGAUCCCUUUCAAAUUGCUUCAGUUGUAAAAAUUCCUGAUAUUUUAUGGGAAUAGUGAGUUGCACUAAA